Molecule: messenger RNA, 1578 nt
Organism: Pelagomonas calceolata
Lineage: Eukaryota; Pelagophyceae; Pelagomonadales; Pelagomonadaceae
Source: the annotation of a GenBank genome assembly
AUGCAAGGGAUCCACGUCAACGACAGCCGCGCGGUCGACCCGAUCACUGGCAAGCCUAUCACCGACUUCCAGUCGCCUGAUCGGGUUCAUAUUACUACGUUAGCCGUUGGCCACGAGAGCCAUGCCCUGUACGAAGCUUUAGACGACGUGACGGAUCACUUCAGUACAGCGGCGACGGCGCAAACCGAUGGUGUCUACCAGUCAGAGGCAGAGGGCCGCGCCGUUCACGUUGAUUACGUCUGCUCGGGCGACAUGGCCAACCUCCAGACGGUGUCGAAGAAGGGCUUCGCGACUGGGACGUCGGAGAACGCGCGGCCGUGUUAUUGUUGCGCGCAGACCAACAGGCAGAUGACGACGCCCAAGGUAGUUGACGACCUUUGCGACGUCUGCAGAGCAGCGGGUCGGUUAGUGUGCUACCACGCGGAGAUGUCGACGCCGGCUGCCGUAGACGAGUGGCGCGCUACGGCUGCCGCUGCGCUCACGGAGCUCAGAGGGGAGCUGCCCCCAGCCUACCGCUACAUGCGCGAGGCCAAGACUUUAAGUGCGGCGCAGCUGCGCGAGCUCGCCGCGGAGGCUGGGCUCGAUGCGGGCGGCACCUCGGCCCACUUGCACGCGCGCUUCGCUGCUUAUUGCGGUCAGCAUUGCUUGGAAUUGGAAAACCCCAACCAAAACGGGUUUUACGCAAAGUUCGACUGUCGAACUGCGACCCCAGCACAAAAAACGCAAUUUUCGCUGGUCGUGAACGAUUGUCUUGUUGAUUUCGGCCUGGCGGUGACGGGCAACCUCGGUUCGCGCGUCGAGAAGCUGACGCAGCGCCUGAAAUUGGUUGACCAAUAUUACGAACUUCAAGCGCAAUUAGAACACGCCACGCCAAAUUCUGAUGCGCUCAUCUCCCUGGUCGAGCAUAUGGUCCCGUGCGUCUUGCAUUUAGAAAACCGGACGCGCGAGAAGCUGUUGCGGCUCAUCCUCAACAAUUUAUUUGUGAUCUACGAGAAGAGCGUGGCCCUGGCGAAGCUGCGGCCGCUGGAGAAAUUGAUUAGAACGAAAGGCUUCGGCUGCCCGAACGGCCGCGAGGGCAAGUGGACGGCGCCGCUCUCCAAGGACGAAGAUUCCGUCGAGAAGAUCUCGUUGAAUUGCGGCCGCGCCCGGAAGAUCUUUGCUAACGUCGGCACGGAGCUCAUCGAGGCGUGCUUCCCGGACGACGCCAAGCGGCGGGUCGUCCUCGACCUCGUCCGCGGCUACGAGGAAUUGAUGGUGCUAUAUCGAAAACGAGAAGAUCUCACGGACGUCGAGAUUGCCAAAGCCGACGACCUCGCCCAGGAGACCUACCAUCGGCUACUGACGGCUUUCACGGCGAAGGCCCUCACGAACUACUUCCACAUGAUCGGCUCGGGCCACAUUACUGCUUAUUUGCGAAAGUACCGGAACUUGUACCGCUACUCGAACCAGGGGCAGGCGCGAACCGCGAUCUUGAUCGCCGCUUCCUCACGCGGACGCAGCGCGGCGGCCACUGCGGCCACGAGGCGACGCGGGCGACGCGCGUCGCCGCGCUGGGCAAGUGGAUGCAGCGGCGGAUGA